This is a messenger RNA of Nematolebias whitei (Rio pearlfish), 1106 nucleotides long. Its product is annotated as complexin-2. The coding region runs from base 241 to 642 and encodes 133 amino acids. The transcript is spliced from 4 exons. The record is from RefSeq and is a predicted model, not a curated record. Gene Ontology annotation, biological process: synaptic vesicle exocytosis; regulation of neurotransmitter secretion; neurotransmitter transport. NCBI's taxonomy places the organism in Eukaryota, Metazoa, Chordata, Actinopteri, Cyprinodontiformes, Rivulidae. Gene Ontology annotation, molecular function: syntaxin binding. Gene Ontology annotation, cellular component: SNARE complex; terminal bouton.
GGAGGAGGAGGAGGAGAGAAAGAGGCGGGUAGAGGACGGGCAGCAGCGGAGGUUCGGCUCCAGACUCACCGGAUCCGCGUCCGCCACCUCACCUCUCCAGGCUCAGCACCAGAGUUGACGAACGUACCGACCAAGGGUUUUGGGGGGAACCAAAAGGAACGAGCCGUCUCCAGACUUGGUGGCUACAUGCUCAGCUGUCUUUGGCUUUAAGAAGAAGAACCAUACCCGGCAGAAGGAAUCAUGGAUUUUGUAAUGAAGCAAGCUUUAGGUGGUGCCACCAAAGACAUGGGGAAGAUGCUUGGCGGGGAGGAGGAGAAGGAUCCAGACGCAGCCAAGAAGGAGGAGGAGCGUCAGGAGGCGCUGAGGCAACAGGAGGAGGAGAGGAAGGCUAAACACGCUCGCAUGGAGGCAGAGAGGGAAAAAGUACGGCAAACCAUCAGGGACAAGUACGGUCUGAAGAAAAAAGAGGAGAAGGAGGCGGAAGAGAAGGCGGCGAUGGAGCAGGCCUGCGAGGGAUCCCUGACACGCCCGAAGAAAGCGAUCCCAAGGGGCUGUGGAGACGAGGAAGAGGACGAAGAGAGCAUCUUGGACACGGUCCUCAAGUACCUGCCAGGACCUUUACAGGACAUGUUCAAGAAGUAAAACAAAACCACACAAAAAAAUCUAAAGUACCCUGAAUACAGGGUACGUUCUGGCUGCAGGGGUCAGGGACAUGGGGCGUCGCGGGGAUUCUUUUAAGGAUUUGUCGGCCAGAAGGAUUUGGUUUUAGAUUUCAGGGGAGCAGAAACCGGUCUGGGUGAGGGUUCAUGUCAAACUGUUAGGGGCUGCACACUGCCUUUGUAGAGAUCUUUUAUUAUUUUCUACUCCUCAACGAUUGCAUCGUUAACGUCCUUCUAAUAAUGUUUUCACCUGCAGACGAGUCCGUCUUUUUACUUCCUUUAGAUUUUUUAAAAGCGUUUUGACUGGUUCCUGUUACGGGACGUUAACGUUCCACAGCGGACACGAAUCAUCUUCCUUCACUGCCACUAAGUUUUCCAGCAUGCUGUUUUCAUACUGGGCCUUUUCUACUUUGAGGAACUUUUUCCUUUAAAAAAACAAACAAAAAA